UUCGAAUCUUUCCACACGUUCUCCAGAAAACAGUGAAAAACGUCAGCGACGACGUCCGUCGAGGUUCGAAUCCCGGACUCUGCUCCGUGGAUUAUCGGGAAUCCUGUCUCUGGUAACCCUCAAGGUCUUCAAUCUUCAAGCUUUAGAAAAUUUUGUUUCAAAUUUCUCCUACUUUCGACAUUUCAAUUUUUUGUUGGAAGGAGGCGUCUAUUUGAUAGAGAAUUAUGGGUGGCAGUGAGAUAAAUAAAUCAGCGAAGGAGGAAUCCAAGUCUGCGCCUGCCACUACACAGGAAGAGUCUCCAAACACAAGCACUGGCAUUGUUAAUCCUGAAUGGUCAGGAUUUCAGGCAUAUUCUCCAAUACCUCCACCUGGAUAUUUGCCAACAAGCCCCCAGGCACACCCAUAUAUGUGGGGGGUACAGCCCAUUAUGCCCCCUUAUGGUACCCCUCCACAUCCCUAUGUUGCAAUGUAUCCCCAUGGUGGCAUCUAUGCUCAUCCACCUAUUCCUCCGGGAUCAUAUCCUUACAGUCCUUUUGCUAUAGCUUCUCCAAAUGGAAUUGCUGAGGCUUCUGGGAAUACACCAGGCAACAUGGAAGGGGAUGGUAAGCCCUCUGAGCUGAAAGAAAAGUUGCCAAUUAAAAGAUCGAAAGGAAGUCUGGGAAGUUUAAACAUGAUCACUGGGAAGAACAACGAGCUUGGUAAACCAUCAGGAGCAUCUGCUAAUGGAGUUUAUUCUAAAAGCGCUGAAAGUGAAAGUGAAGGUUCAAGCGAAAGAAGUGAUGCUGACUCUCAAAAUGAUUCACAACUAAAAUCUGGAUCUGGGAAAGAUUCUUUAGAAGGUGGAGGGACUCCUAAUGGUUUAAUGCAUGGUUCUCAGAAUGAAGGACAUAGUCUCGCUCAUCCAUUGGUGAACCAAACAAUGUCCAUAAUACCAAUUCAAGCUUCUGGAGCUGUUUCAGGUCCUGCUACAAAUUUGAAUAUAGGAAUGGAUUAUUGGGGUACUCCUACAACUUCUGCCGUCCCUUCAUUGGGUGGGAAGGUCCCUUCCGCUCCGGUUGUGGGAGCUGCUGCUGCUGGGUCACGGGACAGCAUUCAGUCACAGAUGUGGUUACAGGAUGAAAGAGAGCUAAAAAGGCAAAAAAGGAAGCAGUCAAACAGAGAAUCUGCUCGUAGGUCUCGGUUGCGUAAACAGGCUGAAUGUGACGAGCUUUCUCAUCGUGCCGAAGCUUUGAACGAGGAAAAUGCGAGUCUUAGGUCCGAAGUGGAUAGGAUUAGGAGUGAGUACGAGCAACUUCUUUCAGAGAAUGCUUCUCUCAAGAGGAGGCUUGGAGAAAGUGAUGGAAAAGAAGAUCCAAGAGCCACCAAAGAUGACCAAAAUGUGAAUAAAGAACCUCAGCGUACAUCCCGGACCGAGUUCACCAAGGGGUAGUUAGAAUCUACCGUAGUUACUUAAUUCAGCUCCAGGCACAUAACCUGACCUUGCAUAGCUUGUCGUUUACAUUUCAUAAGAACUGACCUGCGUCGUCGUCUUGCACUGUUGAUCGUCAUUUCAUUCUUACGGAGGCUUCGUCUUUAACCUUGAAGCACCCUGUAGUAUCCUUGUACCCCAUAUUUGAUGAGUGUUAUGCAACAUGUCAGUUGAUUUUUUUUCUUGUAAAUUAUGUUUUCGUGCUAGUUGAGGUCGAAAUCGUGGCAUUUCGUUAUGCUUUCGAACAUUGAUUUGAGUUGCAGCAUAUUCAUAAUUGUAUUCAGCAUUUCCAUCA
This is a messenger RNA of Cucurbita moschata (crookneck pumpkin), 1764 nucleotides long. Its product is annotated as bZIP transcription factor 16. The coding region runs from base 225 to 1430 and encodes 401 amino acids. Gene Ontology annotation, cellular component: nucleus. Gene Ontology annotation, molecular function: sequence-specific DNA binding; DNA-binding transcription factor activity. The record is from RefSeq and is a predicted model, not a curated record. Gene Ontology annotation, biological process: regulation of DNA-templated transcription. NCBI's taxonomy places the organism in Eukaryota, Viridiplantae, Streptophyta, Magnoliopsida, Cucurbitales, Cucurbitaceae. The transcript is spliced from 13 exons.